Molecule: messenger RNA, 891 nt
Organism: Harpegnathos saltator (Jerdon's jumping ant)
Lineage: Eukaryota; Metazoa; Arthropoda; Insecta; Hymenoptera; Formicidae
Exons: 3
Coding region: 1-891 (296 amino acids)
Source: RefSeq, a predicted model, not a curated record
AUGGGGAGGGCCAAAUUGGUCCUCCUCCCCAAGGAGGGCAAACCACCCGGGGGCGCGUCGGCCUACAGGCCGAUAUGCCUGCUGGACGAGGUGGGCAAGCUGCUAGAGCGCAUCAUUGCCGACCGCCUGGUCCAGCAUCUAUCCUCGGAGGGGCCGGAUUUCCACGACCGUCAAUACGGUUUCAGGUCCGGGAGGUCGACGCUGGACGCGGCCCAGUACUUCCGGGACCUGACCGCGACGGUCGUGGAGAAAGGGGGCGGGAUGUUGUUGGCGGUGUCUCUCGACAUCAAAAAUGCUUUCAACACCCUGCCCUGGCCGGAGAUCGGACGAGCCCUCGAACACCACGGGGUGCCCGCCUAUCUCCGGCGGAUAUUGGAGGCCUACUUCGAGGGCAGGGACUUCGCCUUCACGAAGGAGGGCGGGUGGCAGCCGGGGGAAGAGCUGGAGGAAGCUCGCCUCUGCGCGGAGGCUGCAGUGGCAUCGGUGGUGAGAACCAUCGCGGACAUGGGUCUGAAGGUGGCGCCCCAUAAGACUGAGGCCAUGUUCUUUCACGACGGCAGUCGAGGAGCGCCGCCUGAGACUCAGUUCCUGGAAUCUGGCCCCCAGGGUGCGCAGGGCCGGACUGGCAGUGUCCAGUCUCCUGCGCAACCUUGGGGUCCAGGAUGGAGGGCUCGCCGCCUAUACGCGACGGCCGUGCUGUCCAUCGCCCUGUACGGGGCGCCGAUCUGGACGCUCCAGCUCAGCGCCUGCCGCGAUGGCAUACGCCGCAUGCGGCAGGCACUGAGACCAAUGUACAUAAGGGCGAUCACAGGAUACAGCACGGUCUCAUACAUGGCGGCGACCACUCUGGCCGGCUUCCCUCCCGUGGAGCUCCUCGCUGAAAAGCGAUGA